CUUUUUUUUUUUUUUGCUUUUUUUUUUUUUAUUGAAACUCGCUUCAUUUACUCCUCAACAACUUUUCGUCUGAAUUCCCCCCCCCCUUCUUUUGCGCUCGGAGAACUUGCAACCAACAACAGACAGAAAGAGGUUUUGACUUUUUGCAGGCUCCAGCUCCCUCCUCCUGCCCCCGACAACCCCCCCGCGCCGCCUUGAUGUAUCCAGGCCGCCAGCACAGGGCCACAAAAGGUCUUGGGUGCGGCUUGCUCCUGCUCUUGGUGUGCAGCGCCGUUGCGCCAGCUCUCCUCGCCACCGCGCAGCAGCAGCAUGAUGCACCCUCAGCUACACAGGCUCUGGCUGGUCCAAGAGCCCCCGAACAACAAGCCGGAGCGAUGGGCCACGGUUUGACAGCAAAUGCAAGACAACCAAAUCCGCUCGCAUCACUGGCUGCCGCGCAAGACGGGCCAGCCGACGUGCUCCGCCGCGACCAUGACUAUGACCUGGACGCAGACAACGACAACAUCCCCGACUGGAUGGAAUAUUGGUACGCGUGGUAUCUCGAGUACAAGAACGGCAAGGCGGCCGACAAGAACUUUGCCGCCGACGACGACGACGACGACGAUGAUGAUGAUGAUGACGACGACGACGAUGGCAGUCCCAACAGUCAAAAAAGCAAGAGCAAAAAGUCCAAAAAGUCCAAAACGACCAGUCCCAGCUCGCCUGUUCCUUCCGCCGCACCAAACAGCCAACCCGAAGAGACAUCGCAUACGCUGGUUGCAGACGCCUGGGACUCGUGCCCUUAUACCAGCUACUGCAGCCCACGAGUUUUCAACGACGUUUGCUCCAGUCUCGAAAAGAGCUGGUGCUACACGUCCAAGUGCGGUUGGACGGGCGUGGACUGCGUUCCUCGCCGCGAUGGUGGCUCAUCCGCCGGUCCAGCGGCGUGUCCCUCGGCCGCUGCCUGUGGCCAAGUCUUUGCCAACGGUGUUUGCAACCAAGAGUGCAACUCGUCGCCCUGCGGCUACGACGGAGGCGACUGCCUGGUGCUGCAACCCUCACAGCCGGCUGCCAGCGUCGUCAAUGUUGAUCUCGUGUUGCAGCCUACCUUGUCGUCUGCUCCCGAUUUGACUGACCGCGUCUUUAGCUUCCACCUUGCCGUGAACGUGUCGUACCACCUCGAGGCCAUUUGCUUGCGCCCAGUGUACUUGUCGCAUCCUGUCCAUUCUUAUUCUGGAUCAAGUUCGAUCAAGAGCACACCCUCCGCACCCGCGUCUCCCAUUGCUGUGGCACCUGUGCGCUUUGUCUGCAUUCCAUUGACUGGCUCGCUCAUGGACACUGUGUCGCUUUCAAACAUCACCACCUUCCUGGCUGCCAUGCUGAACGCGCGUCCGACAUCUCUUGCACUUGGUGUGUUUGCGGCUUUGGCAUCGUACGGGUCGCCGAUCGAACCGCCAGCCUCGCCCUCUGACACGAACACUGUCAUCUGGGUGGUCUCGGUGAUGGGAUCGCUCGCUUUUGUCACUGUACUCGUCGGCACAUUGGUUCGUUUGCGACGAAAUCGCUCGCAAGCCGACGUGUCUGAUGCCGCGAUCGACGAUGCAGAAAAGAUGCGAGAACUGGGCAUGCACGGCUUGCCGCCCUGCUUGACCAUGCCGUCCCUGCAACCUCCACCAAAGCAAGUCCACAUUUCAAGCAAUCAGAUGGUUGACCUUGCGUCGUUCGCCGAUCUCGACGCCCUCGACUUUGCUGCGGCCUACAGUCCCCACCUCUCGUCCAUUCCGUUCGCCUCGCCCGAGGCGUCAUCCGGGUCGUCCGUGUUCUCUCCGGGUGCACCAUCCAACGCCAAGCGCGCACGCAUCGAUGCGAUCGAGAUGAGCGAGUUUGCCAUCCGCGAUGGUCCAACUGCAGACCUGGCAGACGCCGAGCAAGUUCGAUUAUGUUGCCUCACGGGCAACCUGGCUCAGCUAGAGAUGCUAUUAAGUUACCGUGGCUAUCGAAGCUUCUCGCCGAGUGACUCGGCAAUAUCGAGCUAUUCUACAGGCACGAGCGCUUCGGUGGUGGAAAGCCUCAACGCGUGGACCAGCGCGGAGGUUUCCCCGUUGUCCCAAAUCCUGGCAUAUGAGCCACCCAUGGCGCAUCCCAUCCAAGACGGGGUGACGACGUUUGCCAAUUCAUCGCUAUAUGCCGCAGCCCGCGACGCCAACGGCAACACGCCGCUCAUCAUGGCUGCCGAAAGCGGUCACCUCUCCAUCGUGUUGAUGUUGCUCUCACGCGGUGGUUGCAGCGUCCACGAGCGAAACGUGUUUGGUCAAACUGCGCUUCAUCGCGCAUGCAAUGCCGGACAGCGGUCGGUCGUGCACAUGCUUACCUUGCCGCACCCCUCUGGCUUCAACAUGAACUGCAACACGGGCGAUAUUUUUGGCGACACUGCACUCCACCACGCGUGCCAAGACGUGUCAGCUGCGAGUGUUGGUCUGUUUCUCGUCAACACGCUUUAUCCGCUCCACUCCGAAUGCGCUAGCUCGCACCAUGCUGCCACCGCCUCCCCUACAGCGUCAAUGGCGAGCCACGGUGCGUUGUCAGGGUCGCCGCCCUUGUCUGGAGCAACACCGCCCCAGCCGAGCAGCGCCAGCAGCGUUGGCAAGGAGCUGGACAGCCAACGCGACAGCGGUGUUGGAAGCGACCUCUUCAGCUGGUCGCCGCGGCCGCCAACAUCGCAAGCGAGCGUUGUGCGGAUCGACCUUGACGCCAAAAAUGGCGAUGGGCUCACGCCUGCAAUGGUCGCCAUUCGCAGUGCCUCCACAGAAGUCGCUCGCGCUCUCAUUCAAGCUGGCUGCUCGCUCAAGGCAACAGACCACCUUGGCAACACGGUGCUGCACUGGGCAUGCAAAACCAGCGAUCUUGAGCUGGUGCAGCUUCUCUUGUCGCUCAAGUGCAACAUUGACGCCCAAAACGACGCCGACGAAACCCCGCUGUUUGUCGCCGUCCGCGAAGGCUGCGCCCCGAUUGUCAAGCUGUUGCUCGAAAAGUUUGCCAACCGCAAACUGGAAAACAACCUCGACCUCAGUCCGCUGCAGUUUGCCCAAACGCGCAACAAGACUGAGCUUGUCGAGCUGCUGAACGAUUGGACACUGGCCACAAGCGCGCGGCAGCGGGAUGCACAACGUCAAGUUUCAACGGCGACAAGCACUCCGCAGCCGUUGCCGCUGGCUUCGUCACAGCAACCCACGCAGUUCAACGCCCUGCUUCAUCAUUUCCAGCAGCUGCAGCAGUGGCAAGCCCAACCAAGCACCCAGCUUCCAGCAAUUGCAUCGAAGCCACUCCCAGCUUUGCGUCCCCUUGCGCCGCAACCCAGGGCGCUUGCCCCUGCGGCUCCUCGAUCGGGAUCCUCCACGUCGUCUUCGCCAAGUGCCAAGUCUCCUUCUCCACGCGACAGCACCUAAUGCCUUCCGAAUGGGUCUAUGUUGUUUUUGGCUCCAAGCUGUGAUUUGAUGUUGUGCAUCUAGUUAACAUUUCAAUUUGGUCGGAUUUUUGUUGUUGUUGUUGUUGUUGCUCUUUGUUUGCGCUGAUUUUUUUUUGUUCUGUUCUUGGUGGAUGUGUUUUUUGUGCUCGAUUUGGCCUUGUUGCGUUUUUUGACUGUGUACAUUCCUUCGUAAGGGAAGGCUGGUAUGUUUGUUUUGUGUUUGUUUUGUUGGUUGGUUCUCCUCGUUUUCUCGAUUAAAUCUCUCUCAUCA
This is a messenger RNA of Capsaspora owczarzaki ATCC 30864, 3716 nucleotides long. RefSeq lists its product as hypothetical. NCBI's taxonomy places the organism in Eukaryota, Filasterea, Ministeriida, Capsasporidae. Gene Ontology annotation, molecular function: protein binding. The record is from RefSeq and is a predicted model, not a curated record. The coding region runs from base 198 to 3425 and encodes 1075 amino acids. The transcript is spliced from 2 exons.